This is a messenger RNA of Alternaria burnsii, 1842 nucleotides long. Its product is annotated as class e vacuolar protein-sorting machinery protein hse1. Gene Ontology annotation, cellular component: ESCRT-0 complex. Lineage: Eukaryota; Fungi; Ascomycota; Dothideomycetes; Pleosporales; Pleosporaceae. The record is from RefSeq and is a predicted model, not a curated record. The transcript has 4 exons. Gene Ontology annotation, biological process: protein transport to vacuole involved in ubiquitin-dependent protein catabolic process via the multivesicular body sorting pathway. Gene Ontology annotation, molecular function: ubiquitin binding; phosphatidylinositol binding. Bases 1 to 1842 code for a protein of 613 amino acids.
AUGUUUCGCGCACAAUCAAACAUCUUCGACGAUGUUGUCGUGAAAGCGACAGAUGAAAAUCUCACAAGUGAGAACUGGGAAUACAUACUGGAUGUAUGCGACAAAGUCGGAUCGUCCGACACGGGCGCCAAAGAUGCCGUCGCCGCCAUGAUUAGGCGGUUAGCACACCGAAACGCGAACGUACAACUAUAUACCCUCGAGCUCGCCAACGCUCUUAGCCAGAACUGCGGAAUUCAAAUGCACAAGGAGCUUGCGUCGCGGAGCUUUACAGAGGCGCUGUUGAGACUUGCCAAUGAUCGGAACACACACCAGCAGGUCAAGGCGAAGAUACUGGAGCGCAUGGCCGAGUGGACCAACAUGUUCGCUAGCGAUCCCGACCUGGGAAUCAUGUCUGGCGCCUAUCAGAAGCUCAAGUCACAAAACCCCAACCUCCGAGCGCCCUCCAAGCCACAAAAGACGCAGAUCUCCGACGUCGACCGCCAAAAGGAAGAAGAGGAGCUACAGAUGGCGCUUGCAAUGUCGAUACGAGAGUCCAAAGGUGCCGCGCCGACGGCUGCCAAGUCCAAUACCCCUCAGCAGGGCGGAUCUGCUCCCAGCGCUCAGCCCGAACAGCCUUCUCAACCCCUACCGUCAGGCACAACUGCGGCAACCGUCUCACGUGUGCGAGCCCUCUUCGACUUUCAGCCGUCGGAGCCCGGUGAACUACAGUUUCGCAAGGGCGACAUCAUCGCGGUCCUCGAAUCAGUGUACAAGGAUUGGUGGAAGGGAUCGCUACGUGGGCAGACAGGUAUCUUCCCGCUCAACUACGUGGAGAAGCUGCAGGAUCCGACACGUGAAGAGCUAGAGAGGGAAGCACAAAACGAGGCUGAGGUCUUUGCACAAAUAAGGAACGUGGAGAAGUUGCUAGCACUCCUGAGCACUAGCUCACAGCCAGGUGGUGGUGAUGCGCGAGACAACGAGGAGAUCACAGAGCUAUACCACUCGACGCUAGCUAUCCGACCGAAACUGAUUGAACUUAUUGGAAAGUACUCGCAGAAGAAGGAUGACUUUACACAGUUGAACGAGAAGUUCAUCAAGGCUCGCCGAGACUACGAAGCCAUGCUGGAAGCAUCCAUGUCCCAACCCCAACAACCUGCAUACGGUGGCCGUCCUGGAUAUGGCGCCUAUAACGCACCACCUCCCUCGAACUACCAAGGAUACCCACCUGUAUCCUCUACACCGCAGCAAGAUCCGAAUCGCUUCGGCUAUGGCGCACCCCAGCAACAUGGACCCCCUUCGCAAGUUCCACCCCCAGGCUCAAGCCCUGCGUUCUUCAUGGUUCCUCCUGGCGAACAGCGGACACAGCAGACUCCGAAGCCAGGACCACCAUCGGAUCCCUAUACGCUACCACCAGGGAGAGUACCAGUAGGAGGGCGGCCGCAAAGCUACGCACCUCAAGAGCUAGCGACCAGCCAAUACGACUCACCUGUAGACAACCGUCAAUCUUUCCACGCUCCUAGUCAGCCACCUCAAGGCUACGAACAAGGCGGUUACCCACCACAGCAAGGACCUCCGCAGGGACCAGCACAAGGGCAGCAGAACCCGUACGAACAAUUGUCCUCCCCGCCUCCACAACAAAUCCCACAAGAUCAACAGCCUCCGUCGGAUCCAUACUCGCAACAGCCGCCUCAACAAGGUUAUGGUUACCCACCAUCACAACCUGGAUACGCACCACCUGCACCACCUGGUGCUGCCUCUAGCCCCGCGCCACCUGCCCAAGGUUAUCUGGCAUAUCGCCCUGGAGGACAAGCUCCGAGCGCGCCACCCGUGGGAGGAGAUGAUGCUUCUGGUUUCUACCGAUAG